AUGGCUCAGCAACCCGGCGACCAGAAGAACACCGUUGACAAGCUCACGGAUACUGCCUCUUCGAUCGGCACUAACGUCAAGGAGACCGGCGAACACUACGCCAACAAGCCCGAGGUCGACAAGGCUGGCGACAAAGCUCAGUCCGUCGGACAGAACAUUCAGGGUACCGCUGCGCACUACGCCGACAAGACUGGUGCCUCCGAUGCCACCAACAAGGCCAGCGCUGCAGGAACCAACGUCUUGGAGACGAUUCAGCAUGAAGCCAACAAGGCCAACCAGUCAGCCCCGGGUGAGAAGACCUACCUCGAGCAGGCUCAACACAUGGCCGCCAGUGCCCUUAACACUGCCAGCAAGACAGCUAGUGACCUUGCCAACUCCAUUUCCGGUGCCGGCCAAGAGAAGAAGUAA
Molecule: messenger RNA, 408 nt
Organism: Cyphellophora europaea CBS 101466
Lineage: Eukaryota; Fungi; Ascomycota; Eurotiomycetes; Chaetothyriales; Cyphellophoraceae
Exons: 3
Coding region: 1-408 (135 amino acids)
Source: RefSeq, a predicted model, not a curated record